AUGGAGGUGUUCCGUGCUCGUGGCCGGCUUUUCGAGCCCUCCACUGGUUUCCAGGCCCUCCUGACUUUCCUGCCGCUGUGCAGGAAUCUAGACUUGUUCGGCUUUGGCGGCAACGCGACCGAGGACGGCCUUACAGAGCUGGACAUACAGCAAGCCGAAGCGGAGCAUCAGGUCGAAGAGGCGAUCAGCAACGGUGCCUGGGGCAAGAUCUCAUGGUCUCCGAGGAUGCCUGACGAGGCCAAGUGGAUGCGGGUACGCGCUGCGAAGGUCAGAAGCGUUGACGGUCGGCACGCCUGGGUCGAGGGCAACUCCGCUGUUUAA
Molecule: messenger RNA, 321 nt
Organism: Prorocentrum cordatum
Lineage: Eukaryota; Dinophyceae; Prorocentrales; Prorocentraceae
Source: the annotation of a GenBank genome assembly